This is a messenger RNA of Frieseomelitta varia, 768 nucleotides long. It is a transcript of the gene mRpL10, whose product is annotated as 39S ribosomal protein L10, mitochondrial. Gene Ontology annotation, biological process: translation. Gene Ontology annotation, cellular component: mitochondrial large ribosomal subunit. Lineage: Eukaryota; Metazoa; Arthropoda; Insecta; Hymenoptera; Apidae. The coding region runs from base 1 to 768 and encodes 255 amino acids. Gene Ontology annotation, molecular function: structural constituent of ribosome. The record is from RefSeq and is a predicted model, not a curated record. The transcript is spliced from 3 exons.
AUGUAUGAUUUGUCCAAAGUGCCUUACAUCAUUGCAAAAGAUUUAUUCUCACUUCAGUUAACUCCAAAUCAAUUACUGUACCAACAGAAGCGUUAUCGGGGCAAGAUAAACAUUAAAAAACCAAAAAUAUAUUUUAAGAAAAAGGUACUAAACGAAUUGCUAACUCCGUUCUUUAUCAAUCCCAACAAGGAUAAAUCUCUGGAGCAAUUUUGUAUAGAGUCAGGAGAGAAAGAAAUCGAGAAACCGCUUGGACCUUACGAUCAAAUCAUAGCGAGGGAAGUUCGUAAUUGGUUUGAUAAUUCUAAAAUGGUUGUUUGCUUGCACGUGAACAGUAUAAAAGAGCUGGAUGUAUUCGAUAUUAAGGUUGCAUUAUUCAAAGAAAAUAUGCAUUAUAAGUAUUAUGGGACUCAUAUUAUAAACAAUGUUAUUAAAAAUUCACCUUACGAAGCUCUUGCCCCGUUAGUUAGCAAGUGCACUUCGUUUGUGUUUAGUCCUGUAAUAAAUACGAUUACAUUAGGAAAGAUUAUCAAGAAAAGCAAGAAAAUGUUCAUAAUAGGUGGAGUGUUGGAAGGAUUGGUCUUGAAUUCCAGUGAUUUUCUGAAAUACGGACAAAUGGAUAUGGUGUCAGUACAGUUGGGUUUGGUUCAAGUAUUGCAGAAUGCGGGAGGCCUUAACCUGAAUCAACAACUCACACAUCAUCAGACGAUGUUGGUGUCACGGCUAAAACAGAUCGGUACAAAUGAAACAAUCUCUGACGAUAAGAAAUAA